This is a messenger RNA of Microplitis demolitor, 3474 nucleotides long. RefSeq lists its product as uncharacterized. The transcript is spliced from 3 exons. Gene Ontology annotation, molecular function: nucleic acid binding. NCBI's taxonomy places the organism in Eukaryota, Metazoa, Arthropoda, Insecta, Hymenoptera, Braconidae. The record is from RefSeq and is a predicted model, not a curated record. The coding region runs from base 1 to 3474 and encodes 1157 amino acids. Gene Ontology annotation, biological process: DNA integration.
AUGAUCAAGUCAUUAAGCAUCGACACCCCAACAAAUGACGUCAUUCCGACGGCCUCAUUCUAUAUCAUCGAUAAGAAUAAAUCAAAAAUAUUUUGUCGAGCAAUUAUCGAUACUGGUUCUUCUACUAAUUUUAUUUCAAGUGAUCUUGCAUCAGUCUCAAACUUACCACAGAAGAAAUGUCAUGUACCUAUUGGUGCAUUAAAUGAAUUAUCUACAAUAGCUAAUCAAUGGAUUACUACAACUAUCUAUUCUAACAAUAACAAAUAUAAGAAAACUAUCGAUUUUUUAAUCAUACCAAAAAUAACGUCAACUCCAGAUCAACAAAUCAAUCGUCAAAACAUCAACAUUCCCGCAAACAUCAAUUUAGCUGACCCAGAGUUUCACAAGCCAGCUCCAGUACAAUUGUUGCUCGGUGCAGGUAUAUCCUUAUCUCUCCUUUGUGUUGGACAAAUAAGACUAUGUCAAUCGCCCUAUCCAGACUUAUACCUACAGAAGACCUUUGCUGGAUGGAUAAUAGGAGGAACUAUACCAGAAUUAUUCAACAACUUUUCAAAAUGUAAUUUAACAACGAUACAAAAUGACAUAGAGAGGUUCUGGGAAAUCGAAGAAGUUACUAAUAUCAAACACUUAUCUAAAUGUGAAGCAAUAUGCGAAGAACAUUACAAAAAACAUGUUACUCGUAAUGCAGACGGCAGGUACGUAGUAGCACUUCCUUUCAAUGAAAAGAAAACACAACUUGGAUCAUCACGUAGCAUGGCUUUAAAACGUUUGUUCAGUAUCGAAAAACGAUUUAAAAAGGAACCUAAUCUAUAUGAACAAUAUAAAGCGGUCAUUGAUGAAUACAUCGAAUUAGGACACAUGAUCAAAAUAAAAGGGGAACCGGAAGACGGUUUUUAUCUACCCCAUCAUGCCGUAAUCAAGAAUUCAAGUCAAACAACGAAGGUACGAGUGGUCUUUGACAGCUCUGCAGCGUCUAGCACAGGUGUCUCACUCAACGACGCACUGGAGGUAGGGCCCGUUAUACAAGAUGAUCUGCUGUCUUACGUCCUUUGGUUUCGUAUACCUGAAUAUUUAAUAACUGGAGACAUUGAAAAAAUGUUCCGACAAGUUCUAAUAAGAGAAGAAGAUCAAAAAUAUUUACGUAUCUUGUGGCGAGAACAAGAUGGAACAAUCUCAACUUAUCAAUUAACUACUGACACUUUCGGACUCUGUCCAGCCUCAUUUAUCGCUAUCAGAUCUAUCCAUCAAUUAUGUGAAGACGAAAAACAUCGAUAUCCAAGAGCAGCUGCUAGUCUGAAGAGACGUCUUUAUGUAGAUGACUACAUAGACGGAGACAAAACAACUGAAGGAGCAAUUCAACUAAGAGACGAAGUUAUUGCACUUCUUAAAGCUGGUGGUUUCAAUCUUAGACAAUGCGCAUCCAAUUCAACCAAGGUGUUACAAGACUUACCUGACUGUAGCAUAAACAAGCAAUUACAAGACAAAAACGACCCAACCCUAAAAACCUUAGACUGGGAUGAAUCAGUACCAAUGGGAAUUCAAACCGCUUGGGAUUCAUUUAUUGAUCAAUUAACAAUACUUAAUGAUAUAUCGUUCGAUCGUAAAAUGUUGCAUAAUAAACUAGUUAAAGUUCAACUACAUGGUUUCUGUGACGCAAGUGAAAAGGCUUACGGAGCUUACAUAUAUUUAAGAUCAACCAAUAAAAACGGUAACGUGAAGAUUGGAUUACUUUGUGCCAAAUCAAGAGUUGCUCCUAUCAAAACUGCUCAAACUAUCCCAAAAUUAGAAUUGUGCGCCGCAUUACUUUUAGCAAGUCUAUAUUCAAAGGUGAAAUCAUCUAUCGACAUCCAUAUUAACGAAUCAAUAUUUUGGACGGAUUCUAUGAUAACCAUUCAUUGGAUUCGUAAAUCGCCUCACAUGCUUAAAACAUUUGUGGCUAAUCGAGUAUCUGAGAUACAAUCUAAAACAGAACCCACAAAUUGGAGGCAUGUACGUACGUAUGACAAUCCAGCUGAUCUAUUAUCUCGGGGGAUGCUACCUGAAGAGUUUGCCCAAGCGACUAUAUGGAGAAAAGGACCAGUGUGGCUAUCCGAGAGAGAAGAAGAAUGGCCUAAACAACCUUCGAAUCUAGAUAUAGAAUUAACAGAGAUACCUGAGCUCAGAAAAAUCACUUGUUUAAUAACUAAAACAAUAGACGACGAUAUUCUUCAUCGAUAUUCAUCAUACUCGGAAUUACAACGCAUUAUUGCACUAUGUCUUCGUUUCAAAAUUUCAAAUAAAAAUAAGGGUGAUAUCAAAAUCUCAGAACUUCAAGAUGCUUCAAUUAUUACACUAAAAUUAGUACAACAACAAGCAUUUUCAAAAGAGAUAUCAUGCAUUCAACAAAAAUUACCUUUAUCAACGAAAAGUAAAAUUUUAUGCUUGAGGCCAUUUAUUGACGAAAAUGGAAUCCUUAGAGUAGGAGGUAGAAUUCAGCAAUCUGAAUUAACUUAUAAUCAACGACAUCCAAUGUUAUUACCAAAAUCACAUAAAAUAACUGAUUUAAUUAUUCAACGUGAACAUAUAAAUGGUUUACACAGUGGCGUACAAUUAACUGUAAACAAUCUGCAUUUAAAUUAUUGGCCUAUUGAUGCGAUUUUUAUUUGUCUUGCAACCAAGGCGAUUCACGUUGAAGCUGUUAGUGACCUCAGUACAGAGAGUUUUUUAGGAGCUCUACGAAGAUUCAUUGGAAGACGAGGACUAAGCGCUUCAAUUCAUUCCGAUAACGGCACAAAUUUUGUUGGUGCCAAUAAUGAGUUAAAGGAAUUAGCUGAGUUAUUUGCAUCUGACCAACACAAACUCCAAGUGAACAAUUAUUUAACACUUAAACAUAUAACCUGGCAUUUUAUACCUCCUCGAUCUCCUCACGUUGGAGGAAUUUGGGAGGCAGCUGUAAAAUCUUUCAAAUAUCAUCUAAAACGAGUAAUGGGAAAUGAACUCUAUACUUUUGAACAAUUUAAUACGCUGACUACAGAGAUUGAGGCUAUUCUCAAUUCGCGACCAUUAACAAAUAUUUCCAUUAAUCCUAAUGAUCCUGUCCCUCUCACUCCUGCUCACUUUCUUAUUGGCGAUUCUCUUAUGAGUCUACCUGAAAACAAUUUUAUAGAUACUCCAUCGAAUCGAUUAUCUAGUUGGGAACAAAUCCAAAAAAUCAAGCAGCAUUUUUGGGAAAGGUGGCACAAGGAGUACCUACAUCAAUUAAAUAUCAGACAUAAAUGGCAGACAGGAGAGCAUCCGAUCAAAGAAGGCUCAAUUGUCAUUAUUCGAGACGAUAACAUACCACCUCUUGAAUGGCGCCUGGGAAGGGUGUUAGAGGCUUGUGAAAGCGCUGACGGAGUGAUAAGAACAGUGCGAGUGAAAACAUCUACUGGUGAACUAAUCCGUAAUGUAAAGGGACUAGCACCAUUACCAAUAAAUAGAGACAUUAAUGACUAA